AUGGCGACCUUUGAUCAAGCUGAAUUUGAUGAGGUUCUCAGAGACCUGGACGAGCAUCACCAGCGCGUUGAUCGUGCACCCACUCAGAAACAACUGCUGGGACCUUUCACGAUUGUGUGCCUAUUUUUGAACCGAUCUGGUAUAUUUGUUGCUCCGGCGAAAGUCUUGAGCGGUACUGGUAGUAUCGGCGGCGCCUUGCUCCUAUGGGCCUUCGGCGCCGUUGUACACCUCUGUGGUCUAUUGAUCUGGCUGGAACUCGGUCUUUCCGUUCCUUUUCGAAACAUACCGGGAAGCAAUGAGAAGAAAAGCGUGCCGCGAAGUGGAGGAGAGAAGAACUACCUCGAAUUCCUCUUCAGCAAGCCCCACUACUUGAUCACGUGCAUGUAUGGGAUACCAUACAUCAUACUGGGCAAUCUCUCCGGCAACUCGAUUGCCAUCGGAUCCUUUGCGAUGCAGGCCGCCGACCGUCCGCAGGAUAGAGGUACCAUCAUCGCAAUUGCGCUCACCGUUCUUACAGCCGCAGUCUUACUACACGUCUGCUCUCGCAGAGGUGGCAUCCUAGUCAACAACGCUUUCGCCAUAGUGAAAGUCCUUAUCCUGAUCUCGAUCAUCGUAUUGGGCUUCAUCAACGCUGGAGGUAACCGACUAGGAGGAAGCCCGCCGGCCACAGAGAACUUCAAUCCGGACAUUUCUUUCAGCAGCAGGAAACGUGGAGUCACAGACUAUGCGGACGCGUUUAUGUACGUGUUGUACUCGUAUUCCGGAUUCCAACAGCCGUUUUACGUGCUCAGCGAAGUACGUACGCCGAGGAAGAUCUUUCCGAAGUCCACUCUGUUCGCAUUGGCUGUAGGCGCUACGCUUUUCAUGCUUGUGAACGUUGCAUACUUCAUGGCUGUGCCCAAGGACGUGCAGCUCAACAGCCCGGAAACUGCUAUGGCGACUCUGUUCUUCGGCCGCACGUUCGGAAACAAGAUGGCGCAGCAGGCUUUGGCGGGCUUGGUAGCCUUCUCAAUUUUCGGCAACGUUGUGGUGAUGACUUUCACUGCAUCCAGGGUCAAGCAAGAGAUAGCAAAGGAGGGUAUCCUUCCCUUCUCGCUCUUCUUCGCAACUAGCCGCACCACCCCGUAUGCGUGGCUGAAGGCAAGAUGGAGGCCGAAACCCGCAGUCGGUACCGGCGACAGUCACCUGGAGCAGACUCCGAUGGCCGCCCUGGGACUGCACUGGGCCAUGUCCAUAAUCCUUGUUGCUGCUACGGCAAUGCUUCCGCCGGCGACAUCGUGGUCGGUCCUGGUCGAGCUCUACAGCUACGUCGUCAGAAUCUUAGUGCCCAUGGUCGUUUCGGGCGGGCUGCUAUACCUCAAGUUUAACCGGCGCAUAAAAUGGUCAUCGAAAGCGAACUUCAAGCCAUGGACAGGACCUGUUCACGUUGUGAUCUACUUCGCGACCUUGGCUUUCCUCGCCGUCGUCUCCUUUGUCAAACCGCCAGCUGAUUCGCCGUUUGCUUCCGCCGCCGGCCAUGUGAAGUGGUUCAUCGUUCCGUCCGUAGGCAUCUCGGCCUUGCUGUGGGGACUGAUUUGGUUCUUGGGGCUCAAGUCAGUGAUGUGGGCGAGAGGAAGGGAAAUAAGAGUGAUACGAACGCCCGUUAUCGUGCCGGACGGCGAUGGGCAAUGGGUGCAGAAGGCUGAACUGAUUGACCAUGGAUGGUACACAAAACAACGACCGACGAAGCGAGAAUCGCCGUUCGUAGAUGGAGAAUCAGACUCGAACUCGGUGUCGAUAUCGGUGUAG
Molecule: messenger RNA, 1788 nt
Organism: Coniosporium apollinis CBS 100218
Lineage: Eukaryota; Fungi; Ascomycota; Dothideomycetes
Exons: 4
Coding region: 1-1788 (595 amino acids)
Biological process (GO): amino acid transmembrane transport
Cellular component (GO): membrane
Molecular function (GO): L-amino acid transmembrane transporter activity
Source: RefSeq, a predicted model, not a curated record